AUGAGGAGCGACGAGCCGGCCUUGACCAUGGAAGAGACGGGCGGGCCGGACGCGGCUGCAGGCCGCCUGGGGGCGCCGUACUCCGAGGCCUGGGGGUACUUCCACCUGGCGCCGGCGCGCCCCGGCCACGCGUCGGGCCCCUGGGCCACCUGCCGGCUGUGCGGGGAGCAGGUGGGCCGCGGCCCGGGCUGGCACGCGGGCACCGCUGUGCUGUGGAAGCACUUGAGGAGUGCGCACCGGCGGGAGCUGGCGGAGAGCACCGCCCGCCGCUCGCCGCCCGCUGCCCCCGGCCCCGCCGCGGCCGCCGAGGGCGACUGGGCGCGCCUGCUGGAGCAGAUGGGCGCGCUGGCCGUGCGUGGCAGCCUGCGGGAGCGCGAGCUGGCGCGGCGCGAGGCGGCCGUGGAGCAGGGCGAGCGCGCCCUGGAGCGCAGACGGCGGGCGCUGCAGGAGGAGGAGCGCGCGGCGGCCCAGGCGCGCCGGGAGCUGCAGGCCGAGAGGGAGGCGCUGCAGGCGCGGCUGCGGGAAGUGAGCCGCCGGGAGGGCGCCUUGGCCUUGGGCUCGGCCCUGCUGCACGCUCCGCUCAAAGAGGAGCCCGAGGGGGACCCCAGGGACGGCUACGUCAUCACGAAGGUCUUCCUGUAG
Lipotes vexillifer (Yangtze River dolphin) is the source of this 642-nucleotide messenger RNA. It is a transcript of the gene ZBED3, whose product is annotated as zinc finger BED-type containing 3. Gene Ontology annotation, biological process: regulation of transcription by RNA polymerase II. The coding region runs from base 1 to 642 and encodes 213 amino acids. Lineage: Eukaryota; Metazoa; Chordata; Mammalia; Artiodactyla; Lipotidae. The transcript has a single exon. The record is from RefSeq and is a predicted model, not a curated record. Gene Ontology annotation, molecular function: DNA binding.